AUGGAGAGGCAGGGGAUGAAUGGAGGGGAGCAUGUGAACCCCGCUUACGAUGCUACCCUCGAUGAACCUCCAGGCUAUGAUUCAUAUGGGGACCACCGUCAAGUUCGCCCCUCAGUGGUCAGCGCCUUCGGUCAUGACACCCUCGACCGGGUGCCAAAUAUUGACUUCUAUCGCAAUGCAGGGAGCGUCAGUGGCCACCGGGCUGUGAGACCAUCCCUCCAGGAGCUUCAUGACGUCUUCCAGAGGAAGAAAAAUGGAGCCAUCUCAGUGCCAGAUACGGUGGAGGACGACGACGAGGGGAGUGACAAGUCCCCCUCGGAGGACGUGGAGUCUGCUGCUGCUUUUGAGGCGGAGAAAGGGGCAGUAAAGUUUGGCUGGAUAAGAGGAGUCCUGAUAAGAUGUAUGCUGAACAUUUGGGGUGUGAUGCUCUUCAUCCGUCUGUCAUGGGUGUUUGGACAAGCAGGGUGGGGUCUGGGAAUCGUGGUUAUCGCUCUGAGCUGCGUUGUGACCACGAUAACUGGUCUGUCCAUGUCAGCCAUCUGCACCAACGGCGUCGUCAGGGGAGGGGGCGCCUACUACUUGAUAUCCCGAAGCUUGGGUCCAGAGUUCGGUGGGUCCAUUGGCUUAAUCUUCGCCUUCGCCAAUGCGGUGGCUGUCGCCAUGUAUGUGGUGGGGUUCGCAGAAACGGUGGUGGAGCUGCUGGUGGAUCACGACGCACUAAUGGUGGAUCCUGUAAAUGACAUCCGAAUCAUAGGAUGCAUCACAGUUGUGCUGUUGCUGGGGAUCUCCGUGGCUGGGAUGGAGUGGGAGGCCAAGGCCCAGAUUGUUCUGCUCAUCAUCUUGCUGGUCGCCAUUGUCAACGUGUUUGUGGGAACAUUCAUUCCUGCGACGGAGAGCAAAAAGUCUCAGGGAUUCUUCAAUUACCGGGAAAAUAUAUUUUUAGAGAAUUUUGCACCAGAUUUUCGAGAUGGCGAGUCGUUCUUCUCCGUCUUCUCCAUCUUCUUCCCUGCUGCCACUGGAAUCCUGGCUGGAGCGAACAUCUCUGGAGACUUGAGGGAUGCCCAGGCUGCGAUACCCAAAGGAACCUUACUGGCCAUUCUCAUCACGGGUGUGACCUACCUGGCCGUGGCCCUCUGUGUCUCUGCCUCUGUGGUACGUGAUGCUACCGGUAAUAGGAAUGACACCAUAGACAUCAUGCCAUCCACCUGUGAGGGAAGCGCAGUAGCUGCCUGCGAACUCGGAUACAAUUUCACUUCGUGCUCUCUGGAAGGCGCAGACUGUAAAUUCGGCCUGAUGAAUAACUUCCAGGUGAUGACCAUGGUCUCGGGAUUUGGUCCCCUCAUCAUUGCCGGAACGUUCUCAGCCACGCUCUCCUCCGCUCUGGCGUCACUUGUCAGCGCUCCCAAAGUCUUCCAGGCGCUGUGCAAGGACAACAUCUACACGGCGCUGCACUUCUUCGCCAAGGGACACGGCAAGAACAACGAGCCCAUUCGUGGUUACAUCCUGACCUUCAUCAUCUCUGUGGCCUUCAUUCUCAUUGGAGAUCUCAACGCCAUUGCACCAAUCAUUUCCAACUUCUUCCUGGCAUCUUAUGCCCUCAUCAACUUCUCAUGCUUCCACGCCUCCUGGGCCAAGUCACCAGGUUGGAGGCCCGCGUACAAAUUCUACAACAUGUGGCUGUCUCUGCUGGGCGCGCUGCUCUGCUGUGUGGUCAUGUUUGUCAUCAACUGGUGGGCCGCACUUCUCACGUACGGCAUCGAGAUCCUCCUUUACGUCUACGUCACGGUGAAGAAGCCAGAUGUCAACUGGGGCUCGUCCACUCAGGCGGUGACCUUCAUCAGCGCGGUCAGUAAUGCUCUGUCCCUGACUGGAGUCGAAGACCACGUCAAGAACUUCAGGCCUCAGAUUCUUGUGUUGAAUGGUUCAGCCCGGACCAGACCCGCUUUGCUUGACCUUGCCAAUGCCUUUACCAAGAACUUUGGACUCUGUAUCACCUCUGAAGUGUUUGUGGGACAGAAACUGGAAGCGCUCCAGCUGAAGAACAUCAGCAUGGAGAAGAAUCAGGAGUGGUUAAGGAAGACCAACCGGAAGGCCUUCUACACCGCGGUGGCCUGUGAGAACUACAGAGAAGGAGCCAACUAUCUGCUGCAGGUCACUGGUCUGGGACGCAUGAAGCCAAACACACUCAUGGUCGGAUUCAUGAGGAGGUGGAGGAAGAUGAGCUCGCAGGAAGUGCAGAACUAUGUGGGGGUCCUGCAUGACGCCUUUGACAUGGAGUUUGGAACCGUGAUGCUACGGAUAAAUCAGGGUCUGGACGUGUCUCAUUUGGUGGAGGCAGACGACGAAACGAUGAAGGCCGCAAAGGAGCAAAUGAUGUCGGACGACGACAUUAAUAUCGGCGGGGGAAAAUCAAAGGGGCUGUUCAGGAGGUCCCGAAAUUCUUCUCAGCAGAUCCUGGCCACCAGAGUGUCAGUGUGCGGACCGCCGCCCACCAACGUGGUCAUGAAGAACGAGAAGCUGAAGGAGGCCAGUGCUCAGUUCAAGAUGAAGCAGCAGAAGGGCACCAUUGAUGUGUGGUGGAUGUUUGACGAUGGAGGUCUGACGCUGCUGCUGCCCUACAUCCUCACCACCAGGAAGAAGUGGAAGGACUGCAAGUUAAGGGUUUUUGUGCCCGGCCAGCCUGGACGCACCGAGCAGGAUAAAGAGGAGAUGAGGAUGCUCUUGAAGAAGUUCAGAAUCGAGUGCAAAGACAUCACGGUCAUCGACGACCUCAACGUCAAACCCAGCAAUCAGAGCCUGAAGAUCUUGGAGGAUAUGAUCGAGCCUUUCCGCCUGCAUGAGCGUGCGAAGAGGGCUGCUGAGGUGGAAGUCAUGCGGCGACAGCAGCCUUGGAAGAUCACGGAUGAAGAGCUGGAUGCCUUUGAGGAAAAGACCCACCUGCAGGUGCGCUUGAAUGAGCUCCUUCGGCAACACUCUCAGUCCGCCAACUUGAUCAUUGUGAGCAUGCCCAUAGCUCGGAAGGAAACCAUCUCUGACUAUCUCUACAUGGCCUGGCUGGACGUUCUGACCAAAGAUCUUCCUCCCACUGUGCUGAUCAGAGGGAAUCACAAGAGUGUGCUGACAUUCUACUCCUGAGCACCGUCAGCGUGACACCACACGUGGAAAACCAAGCACCUGGAAGUGUCUGAAGUCAACAUGGCCUCAUUUUGAGCAGCAAUGCUGCGUGGAAAUACGCAUUUUCAUUCAUUCAAGGGAAACAAAGUAUUUCAGCAGCUCCAGAGAGGAGGUUAGAAAGGGGACACAUGAUAUAUUGCCUGAAGAGAUUGUGACAAUGCUAGCUUUGUUAAACUUGCAGUUAAAGUUUGCUCUCGUCUCAGCACGCUCAGCCACGUGAAACAGAGGCCUUAUUCUAUGAUCAAAGCUGAGGGGAAGCAUGGAAAAAUAAAAUGCAGAAUAAAUGAAGAGGAAAAAUAAGAAGCGAAGGACUUGAAUGGUUUCAGCAGGUGAUGUCUGCUAUUGUCUGUAAAUGAAUGGUGUGAUUACUAUUCAUUAUCAAGUGUUAGCAACAAUGUAGGUUUAGCUCUGAAUAACUUUGACUGCGCCUUUAUUUAGCACCAUAUACUAUUUCUUGUCUUAUUUAAGGUUGUUUCUCAUGUUGCUUGAGGGAAACUGGAAUUAAUAGACUGUAAAUAAACUGGGGUUUGGAUUGUCUGUUGUUUUUAAUCUCAGUACUUUUACAGUAUGAGACCCAACACUCAAUGAUGUUUCAGAAGCAAAUAUUUUGAAACAGGCCUUGGUGGAGAUGGCCUUGUGUUUUAUCUCCUCAUGUAAAUAGGUGUGAUUUUCUGGAAUAAAAAGCUAAAUAAAAUGUU
Messenger RNA from Synchiropus splendidus (mandarinfish), 3872 nucleotides. RefSeq names its product solute carrier family 12 member 1 (gene slc12a1). Bases 1 to 3135 code for a protein of 1044 amino acids. NCBI's taxonomy places the organism in Eukaryota, Metazoa, Chordata, Actinopteri, Syngnathiformes, Callionymidae. Gene Ontology annotation, cellular component: membrane. The transcript is spliced from 27 exons. Gene Ontology annotation, biological process: sodium ion transmembrane transport; chloride transmembrane transport; chloride ion homeostasis. Gene Ontology annotation, molecular function: sodium:potassium:chloride symporter activity. The record is from RefSeq and is a predicted model, not a curated record.